Molecule: messenger RNA, 6302 nt
Organism: Cinara cedri
Lineage: Eukaryota; Metazoa; Arthropoda; Insecta; Hemiptera; Aphididae
Source: the annotation of a GenBank genome assembly
CGCGAAGAAGUUGCACACUAUUGUUCCGAAAAUACUCAUAUUCAAUUGUUUACGGAAAGAAAAAAAAACACGAACGGUUCACAUACUAGCUGACUUGGCAUUUGGUAAGUUUUAUUAAUAAAAGACGAGUAUACAUAGCGUUCAGUCUUCUCCGAGGUGUUAUUCGCGGUUGUGAUGCAUUUCUGAAUCAUGGCUCGUAAAUACAAAAUUCGCGUUACUACCGUAGUAGUUAUUGCGAUAUUAUGCCCGACGGCACUUGGCCGUAUUGCCGAGAAAAAAGAAUCCGACACAAAAUGGGAAACGGCCAUAAAACAAGGUAUAACGGUAAAAUAUUUAUUACGUAUCUUAAAUAAUUAUAAACUAAGAGGAUAAUCAAGGGGAAUAAAAAACUAUUACUUAAAUUGUCGAAAAAUCGUGUUUAUUUUAAGGGGCUAUUCUGGUCAACUAUCAUACGCAUAUAUACGUUUAGUUGUAUCAUAAUCACGGAAAAUCAUUUAGAAUUUAUUGAUUAUUUUAUUAUAAAUGACGCUUUACUAAAUCUUCAAACAUCAAAUUUUACUGAAGAGUGACAGAACAAUUAAAUUUUUUAUAUUAAAUUGCGGUAUACUGUAUAAUACGUCAUUUGCUGACUGCUCAUCAAAUGAUAGAAUUGCGUUUCGGAACAACGUAUUGUUAUACAUUUAUUUUGGAUAUUGACGUUUUUUAUAUUGUUUUGAAAUCUGUCUUGUGCUCGAUAUAAUAUUCGAAUAGGGCUAAAAUAAUAGGGUUCAGUGCGGUUUGAUUUAAACAAUUAGGGUUCGUGACAUCACUAAUAAUAAAUGGGUAAAUAACUCGUUUACACUUGGCUAUAAUUAUGAUAACGUACUCACUACGCAGGGUAUUUCAAAUUGUAUGUUGCAAUCAAUUUUAACAUAAAAAUCCUUAUUUUUUUCAACCUUAUGUUUGGUGGUGAAAUCACUACCAAGUUUUAAUUUUAAAUCUAUUAAACAAUUCGAUAGAUAGAUGAAAUUUUAGUUUCAUUCGUCAAAUUUACAUUUUAAUGUUGAUAUUUUUAAUUUCCGGUAACAGUAAUAUACCUAAUAGAAGAACUUGCAUAUUUUCUUUAGUUUAACACAAAAUUUCCAAUAUUGUAACACAACUAUAAAAAAAUAAAAUAAAAUGAGCAACUAAUCUCCGUCACUAAAGUUUAAUUUUCCCUCAGUCGACUUGUUGCCAUUACAAUAUUUCAUUCUUUUUUUUUUUUUUUAAUAUAAUUUAUCCAAAAUAGUUCUAGUUUUCAGAGUUACUAGUUGGUGUUAAUAAUAUUAUAUUAUAUACUUAAUUAAAUUCGAUUUUUAUUUUACUAACCAUUCUCCCCUUCCCUACUUUACGUAUACUACCCCGACUCUCUUUCAGGUAUAAAAAUUAUCCUGCGACCUUUCAAUAAGAAUAGUCUCGUAUAAAAUAUUUCAUCUGAAUAAGUAAAGUAGUUCUCGUGAUUAUUGUUAAGAUACAAAUAGCCGUUGGAGAAAGAAAGUGCAAAGUUGAAAUCCCUAAAAAGCAGAUCCCUCUGCACCGUGCAUAUACAAAAUGUCACCUCCUGGACUUUAUUUGGUAGUCUGUAUGGGUAUAUUAAGCUUAAAAACCAUCUUGUUUUCAUAAUAAUAUUAUUAAAUGUCAACCAAACUAUUAUCAUUCAAUCCACCCAUAAAACAACUCUAGUUCCUCAGUUUAAGCACAUUUGUUCCAGAAGGCGCCACUAAAAGUGUUCAAAAGUCCUGAUAAAAUAAUACAUAAAUAUGAACAACUGUGUCAUAGUCUUAAUUUUCGGGAAAAAUUCGCUAAAAAUCAUCAUUCAUGUAAAUUAAAUAUUGUGUUCGAAACGUGUUACUUAUAUAAUUAUAAUUGUUCACCGUUACUUUUUUACUUUUCCAGAAACAAUAAUUAGAAUAUUGCAUUGAGUAUUCCAAAAAUAAUUAUCACUUAAAUUGUUAUAGUGCUACUGUCACGAAUGUCACACGUCAAUCGUUAUUAUUAUUGUUAUUUUUAAACACAUUUUCAAAAACUGUGGUAUACGUGGUUUAUUCGAACACGUCCAAAAAAUCAUUGUCUCAAGUAGACCAAAAUACGCAAAUCGGUGGUAUUAAGUAGUAAAAAAAUAAAUAAAAACAAUACUGAAUACGUGUUGGAUAAAAUUCUUUUAAUUUUGUAACAAAAAUAAAGACCAACGCUAAUAACUCCGAGUUACCGAACGGUUAGAUGAAAUACAAUUCUCGUCGGACAGUCAAGUUGCCUAUAUUGUGUUGCUCGUUUCAUUCGAAGUACCGCUCUGAAUAAACAGAUUUUAUAUAAACCUAGUGCUGUCUAACGUCCAACACGCGAACUACUCGCAUACAAUAUAAUAUUAUAAAUAAUUAUUGUACGACCGGUGUAUGGUUGAUUUCAUACACUUUAUUUCAGUUCUUUUCCGAUGUACGAUAACCGAUUAUUGUAAAAAUAAAUUUUAUGAUUUUAAAUUCAGAAUGUCCAGUUAGUUCGAUUUCGAUUUAUUCUUACUAAAAGUCUAUGCGUUCAAAGGAAAUAGUAUACAUAUUUUGUAGAAAAAGUACGAUUAUAAUACAAUUGGUGUUUUUCUUUUUUUAAAGUUUUAGUGUGGACUAUUCAAAACGUGUAUUGAUGAAUUAAUAAAAUAUCCAAUUUAAUAUAAAACGUUAUUUUCAGACGAAUUUGAAGGUAUAACACUUCCAGAGAACACCGAUGUGCCGACUGUCACUCAAAUGACACCGGCGAUUGUGAAAAUCGGACAGCGCUACGGUGUUCCGUAUUGGCAGUCUUUGGGAAAGAAAAAAAAUAAACCUGGUAAUAACGCUGUAAUGAUAACAGUGCCGAUUUUACGAUAAACUCCUAUAACGGUUAGCAACCGAUGACGUAAUAUAUGAAAUUGGUUAAUGUGUAUGGGUCAUUUGGUGUAAUAUUUCAUACUGUAAGCAUAUUACUAAACUUGGUUUUUGUCAAUUCAAAGAUUCGGCAUAUCUUAAACGAGUAAUCCGGAUAAAACCUUCGGUGCCGUACAUCGAAAUAAAUUUCCCGAUUUAUUGAAGUAAACGAAUCUUAUAAUUUGAUUGUUAAUUAUUUAAAUAAUCCAUUUAAAAAUGUCGUAUUAUCCCACAGAAAAGCGCCAACUCCCCUCCUCCUCCUUAUACAUAAACAGUAUGCUAAAGAGGAUAGUUUUAACCCGAUUACGUUCCCUUGCUAUUGGAUCGGCCAUUGGUAUGAAAGAAAACACAAUCAUAUUAUGUUAAUUAAUGUCGACGUACCGCUAUCGCUUAAGUAAAUGGACAAGAAAUUGAAAUAAUUCUAAAAAACUAUAAUAAUAUUUUCGUUAAAAUCUAAAUUGAACCAACCCAGACCGUUUCCGUGAUUCGAAUCGAUCCUACUGAAAAUAGUUAAAUUUGUUGACAUUUUUCACGUACACAGAUACAAAAUAUACAAUUUACAUAAUCCGAGACGUUUAAUUGAGUUCAUGUAUUUUAGAUUCUGAGCGAAGAAGCUUAGGGUUUUACUAAGAUGUUUAUAUUUUUUUCUGUGCGCAAAUUUUCUACCAAAAGACUUGCUCGGAUUUCAACGUGUAGUACCUUUUAAGAAAGAAAAUUGGCGUGGAAAGGUACUUUAGCGAGUUUAUUUUUGAUUUUCCAAACUGUUUUCAUAAUCAAUGAGAAAAACACGGAAAUACACAGGAAAAAUGGGAAAAUAAGUACAAUAUUAAACAAAUAUUAUGAAAGAAAAUAUUUAACGCGUAUGUAAUUAUUUUAACAUAAUAUGACUAAUAUAUUGUUGACAAAGCAGACCAAAACCUUUGUAGACAAAGGUCUUUUUUUGAAAUUCUCAAGAGUUUUCUCAUCAAAUGCAAAAAACCGAAAAAGAAAAGCCGAGGAAAUUUACGAAAUAUAAUUUACAAUUUUUUUUUUCUGUGCGCAACUUUUCUACCAGCAAUUUCGCUCCAACUUUUAUUGAUAGCGAUGUUUCAAAAAGGAGGUUUCACUGGGAAGGUACUUUUAGGGGGUCAUUUUUCGAUUUUCUCAGGAGUUUUCUCAUCAAAUGUGAAAAAUCAGGAAAAACUUAGGAAAUUUGGGAAAAUCGGUACAAAAUUAAACGAAUUUUACUAUAGAAAAUAUAUCAUGCCUAUUUAAUUUUUAUUUUUAACAUAAAAUGCAUGUAUAUUAUUGACAAAGCAUCACUGUCAACUGGACUCUGUUCAGAUUUUUCGUAAACAAUGGUUUAUCGUUUCUUACAUAUAUACAUUAAAUUCCCGUUUACAUCCUACCUUCUCAACUUCCCACCUACAUCAGUGGCUGCACCGGUUUCCACUAUCUUACCUUUUUCAACACGAAUCACUACUCACGCGCACUAUAAUGAGAAAGACCACACAAUAAUGCAGAACAUAUUAAUAUUAUUAUUUUAUUUAUUGGCAAUCGCAAGACGGCCGUCGUUUUAAUGUGUAUAUCAGACAUAAACGAUGACUAUCAAAAUUAUUAUACUAUACUUAAUGUACACACUUAAUAGGUUUUCUUUUUCUCCCAUCGAAAUCUUAAUACCGGUCGACUAUUUUGUAUCAAUAAAUGAAUAAUAUGCCAGUGUACUCAAACACACCACCCGAAACUAAUACAAUAGGCAAACAAUUCUACACGAAAUACUGGUACGUUUAGAUGUGUGCUCGUGUAAAACUAACAAUGAUAUCAACAAUGUACAACAAAGUGUAGUUUAAAUUCGAUCAAUUUCAUUCACUUGUUCCGGUUUGCUUCGUCCGGGGCCUUUGGCCCAAGGAUACCAAGGAUCUAAAUUAAAUUAUUUAUUUUAAUUCGUUUACAUACGAUAGAACAUUUUUAAAAUUACUAAGGUAAUUAAUUCUCGGUACCUAUUCGUUGAUUUUAAUUGUCGAAUUUAUAUUUAGUAUUCGUAUUAAAAUGAAUAGUGAUAAUAAUGAUUAUGUUUCGAAUAAUAUUAUGAAUCUCUGUGUCAACCAAAUCAACAAUUAUCGUUCGUAACUAUGCACUUGUAACUAUAAAACGGAGGUCUGUUGUUAGUUUCUAAGGGAGAGGGGGAAGAUAAUUUAAAAAAAAAAAUAAUAAGUUCAACCUAUACUUUUAUUCGGCGUUCCGUAUUAUUUAACACGUCCAGAAUAAGACACAAAUUUAUAAAUGAACAAAUCAAUUUAUUUUCCAAAUAAAACCACAAUUAUUAUUACAAUAUUAUUUAAUUAUUUAUUUAAACGUUUCGGCGUUCCGUCUAUUUCCACUGCGCGGGCCGGAUCCGGCCCGCGCGCUACCUAUUGUCCGCGUCCGCUACACACGGACGGACGGACGGACACAGCGAUAAUAACAAGGUGUUCUAUACUCGUAUUUAGAAACCGAGAACCUAUAGCGUUUCGGGUUUUUUCUGUUUUUACCCACUUGUUAUGCCCGCCAACCCGUUCGAUAAAUGUUUGAAAUCGAACCGUUUCCGUAAAACGCGUCGAAAAACGAUAAAUCAUCGAGCCGUAAUAACAUAUAUUUCUAAUACGAUUUUUGUCUGUAAAUCGUUUUUGUCGCUCGAUUCGUUGUCUCUGCGUUUUUCGAAUCACUGCCGAUAAUUUUACUCGUAAUCAGUGUUCGGAUUUUAUAGCGUUGGAAAUGUGCUGAGACGUACGCUCGACACGAGCCGGAUUUCCGCGAGAAAUCAAAAGCGUCGGCAUAAUCAUUUUUGAAUUGAAAAUGAUUUCAACAAAUAUUGUAAACUACCGUGUUCGAUAUAACCCAACGCAAACACCGCUAUAUUCAUUUACAUUUCAAACAGAAACGGUGAUUUCCCGUCGGCCUUUUCGGAAUCGAUCCGCGAUUUUUUCCCUCCGAAAGCUGUUCGGCGGCCGCGCGUAGCAACGGCAAACGAGAUGACAGCGGCGAUAUUAUUGUUUUCCAGAUAAAAACGACGGUGUGACGGAUCACAUGAUGAUCAUGUCGGGCGGCACGUUGAUGUCGCUCGGCGUGUUCGCGAUGAUCGUGAUGGCCGGCAAGGCCUUGCUGCUGGCCCUCGGCGCCGUCCUGUUGACGUGCUUGAGCUCGGGCUGGACGGGCGGCGGCGGCGGCGGCGGCGGCGGCUACAGCAAGUCGUCGGAGAGCGCCAGCACCGUCUACGAGGUGAUCGCCAAACCGCAAAUAUCGCACGGUCACAGCUAUUCGUCGGAAGUGCACCACGAGCCGUACUCGCCGACGUCCUCGCUCCAAGGCUAUUACAGUGCCGGCUAUUACGGGAACCGACGCCGCCGCCGCCGCCGCCGCCGUCGGUGA